AUGAGGGAGACAUUAAGAGCAGAAAGCAAAGCAACAAAACAAUCAAUGGGGUCUCCAAUGGCCUCUUUAGUAGCAGCUUUGCUUGUUUUAACAAUCUCUCUCACCUUUGUAUCUCAAUCAACCGCUAACUACUUCUAUUCUUCUCCUCCACCACCGGUUAAGCACUACGAAUACAAAUCCCCUCCUCCUCCGGUUAAGCACUACUCUCCACCACCGGUUUACCACUCCCCACCACCACCAAAGAAGCACUACGAAUACAAAUCUCCUCCUCCUCCGGUUAAGCACUACUCUCCUCCACCGGUUUACCACUCCCCACCACCACCAAAGAAGCACUACGUGUACAAAUCCCCUCCUCCUCCGGUUAAGCAUUACUCUCCCCCACCGGUUUACCACUCUCCACCACCACCAAAGAAGCACUACGUGUACAAAUCCCCUCCUCCUCCGGUUAAACACUAUUCCCCCCCUCCGGUUUACCACUCUCCACCACCACCCAAGAAGCACUACGUCUACAAAUCUCCACCCCCACCGGUUAAGCAUUACUCUUCCCCACCGGUUUACCACUCACCACCACCACCCAAGAAACAUUACGUAUACAAAUCUCCUCCUCCUCCAGUAAAACACUACUCACCCCCUCCAGUUUACCAUUCCCCACCCCCACCUAAAAAGCAUUACGUGUACAAAUCCCCUCCUCCUCCGGUUAAGCACUACUCUCCUCCCCCAGUUUACCACUCUCCACCACCACCAAAGAAACACUACGUGUACAAAUCUCCUCCUCCUCCGGUUAAGCACUACUCUCCUCCCCCGGUUUACCAUUCCCCACCCCCACCCAAGAAACACUACGUCUACAAAUCUCCACCACCACCGGUUAAACAUUACUCUCCCCCUCCAGUUUACCAUUCCCCACCACCACCAAAGAAACAUUACGUAUACAAAUCCCCUCCUCCCCCGGUUAAGCACUACUCUCCUCCUCCGGUUUACCAUUCUCCUCCCCCACCAAAGAAACAUUACGUAUACAAAUCCCCUCCUCCUCCGGUUAAGCACUACUCUCCCCCUCCCGUUUACCAUUCCCCACCACCACCAAAGAAGCACUACGUAUACAAAUCCCCUCCUCCUCCGGUUAAACACUAUUCUCCUCCCCCGGUUUACCAUUCCCCACCGCCACCAAAGUCCACCACUACUCUCCUCCACACCAUCCUUACCUCUACAAAUCUCCUCCUCCUCCAUACCACUAUUAGAAUUCCCUGUCACGGAGAACACGAUGUACACAAGAAGACACAGACAAGACGAAACCGUUAUGGGUGAUUGUAAUAAGAGAAACAUAGAUUGAAAGAGAGAAUCCAAGCAGAGAAAGCUUUCUCAUCAUUUUCGAUGUAUUUUUAGAGUUUUAUUGCAAUAAAUUUGAAACAUGUGUAUGUUGAUCAACUAAUGGUCCUUCAUGCACACAAUCAGUAGUCAUAUAUAAAUGUUUGUAAGUUUACGUCUUGUUGAUUUUUUUCAUGUGCAAGUUUGCUUUGUACAAUUAAUAAAUAAUAAGUUUGUAUCUCCACAAUUUCUCAUGCAUGCAUGCAUGGUCCAUUACUUAUUCUUUAGGGUCCAACUUAAAGAACACAAUUAUAUACAAGUCCAUGGCAAAUAAUAUCUACAAAAAAAUAGUAUUACAAAAAGAGGUAAAUCUGACCUACUUUCAAUCUAACCAAAAAGGUUUUGUUGAUUAGACAGUUAAAGAGGUGGACCUUCAAACGAAAUUAGGGAACGAAUCAAAAUUUUCUUCGUUUCAUUUUCUUUCUUUUGUUUCUUUAUUUAUAUUCUUCCUUUUGUUUUUUCUAUUUGUUAUUAUUUUUUC
Molecule: messenger RNA, 1843 nt
Organism: Thlaspi arvense
Lineage: Eukaryota; Viridiplantae; Streptophyta; Magnoliopsida; Brassicales; Brassicaceae
Source: the annotation of a GenBank genome assembly